Oryza brachyantha (malo sina) is the source of this 849-nucleotide messenger RNA. Its product is annotated as early nodulin-93-like. Lineage: Eukaryota; Viridiplantae; Streptophyta; Magnoliopsida; Poales; Poaceae. The coding region runs from base 110 to 523 and encodes 137 amino acids. The transcript is spliced from 4 exons. The record is from RefSeq and is a predicted model, not a curated record.
GCGAGUGGAUUAGAUUAAUCCAGCUUGGGCAGAGUCGCAGAGAGUCCCAUGCACCGACCUGUACUGCCGCUGCAUCGAUCAGCAAAUCAAACCAUCAGAGGACGCGUGCAUGGCCGGCCAUGGAUGGACGGAUGGACGGAGCAAGCAGACGACGGACGAUGCCACACGAUCAAUGGCGAAUACGGUGACUCGUGCUCACCUGGACCAGAAGCUUGCCCUCGCCAAGCGCUGCUCGAAGGAGGCGAACAUUGCUGGGGUGAAGGCGGCAGCGGUUGCGACCAUCGCCUCUGCUGUUCCAACCCUGGCGAGCGUGAGGAUGCUGCCAUGGGCGAAGGCGAACAUCAAUCCGACGGGGCAGGCGCUGAUCAUCUGCACGGCGGCCGGGAUGGCCUACUUCGUCGCCGCCGACAAGAAGAUCCUCUCGCUGGCGAGGAGGCACUCGUUCGAGAACGCGCCGGAGCACCUCAAGAACACCUCCUUCCAGUGCGCCGGCCGCCCUCACCCUGCCUUCUUCAGGCCAUGAUCGAACAGCAGUAGCAGCACACCAUGUGCAUGGGAUGCAUCGCUGGAUUUGUAGCUGCACAUAUGCUCUCCAGCUUCAUCAAAGUAUCUAGCUAGCUAGCUCGAUGAUCUGUCGUCUGUGAUCUGUAAUCUGUGUCGUGAUUUAGAGCUGCUUCUGCAGAGCAGGGGUGUGCUCAUCUGUGCCAUUAGCAACCUAAAUACUACUGCUGCUGAUGUAGUAAUGCAGCUAUAUCUUGUACUGCUACAAACUGCAUACAUCUAUCACUGCUGCAGCAAUAAUGUUCAGUAAUCACAAGUGGUACUUUUCCCGACCAGCAUAUGUUGAUU